Molecule: messenger RNA, 2090 nt
Organism: Coregonus clupeaformis (lake whitefish)
Lineage: Eukaryota; Metazoa; Chordata; Actinopteri; Salmoniformes; Salmonidae
Product: nuclear receptor ROR-alpha A-like
Exons: 11
Coding region: 460-1950 (496 amino acids)
Biological process (GO): regulation of transcription by RNA polymerase II
Cellular component (GO): nucleus
Molecular function (GO): RNA polymerase II cis-regulatory region sequence-specific DNA binding; zinc ion binding; nuclear receptor activity
Source: RefSeq, a predicted model, not a curated record
ACCACAGCCAGGGCGCAAAGAGCAAGCGGGUUGAAACCGGAGUAGCCUGAACUGCUUGCACAAGGAAGUUCGUUGCAAAAAUGAAGUUGGCUGAUAUUAUCCUCACGUGAAGACAAGACGAAGUAUGGAGAGAGAGUGACAACAGGGAAUGGCAAAAUGACAAUGACGUUGUCAGAGUAAAUGAGCGUAGUGACUCAAUCAACAGAGAUGGUAGUGUAUGUUUUAAAGCGCAUGCGCAGUCCCGGCCGCUAGAACAGCAGGUAGUUCUAUAUAUUUAGAAUGAAAGAUCCAAAGUUUUUUAAGUUAUUCAUGCAUUGCAUACUAAGUGCAUAGCAAAACGCACGGUAGAAUAUACUAUACAAAAGGGUGUGUAGACAGGCUUGGCCCAGGAGUGUGAAGUGAGUGUGGUGUGUGUCAGAGCCAGGUGCAAGAAUACGCAGUUUGUUUUGACCGGGAGUUAUGGAAAAUGAGGAGCCCAAAUCACCCGACCCCAUCACUACUGAUGAACCAAUCAAAAGAGGAGACACUGUGUCCAAGAAGACCCAUUUGACUCAGAUUGAGGUAAUUCCCUGUAAGAUCUGUGGGGAUAAAUCAUCAGGAGUUCACUAUGGAGUCAUCACCUGCGAGGGUUGCAAGGGUUUUUUCCGGCGUAGCCAGCUGCCGUCCGUGUCCUACUCCUGUUCCAGACAGAGUAACUGUCCUAUAGACAGAGCCAGCCGCAACCGCUGCCAGAGCUGCCGAUUGCAGAAGUGUGUGAACCAGGGCAUGAGCCGGGAUGCGGUGAAGUUUGGUCGGAUGUCAAAACGUCAGCGGGACUCUCUGAAUGCCGAGGUGGAGAGACAUCGUCAGCAGCAGCAGCAUCUCCAGGCAGAGGCCCAGCCAGCCCUGCCCUACUCAAGCAAGGCACGCCGUAACCGGUCACCCCACCUGCUCCAGCCCCUGGCUUCGGCCUACUCCUUCCCUGGAGAGCCAGAGCUUCCACCCUGCCCGACAGAUGUGCUCCCCUACCUGGUGUGCUCCCCAGGCGAGUCCCAGGCCCCAGGUCUGGCCUACCAGGGCUCCUGUGUGUCUCCUGGCAGUGGGCACUCAGACGAAAGAGGGUUCGACUCCCGUCAGCCGUCUCCUGACCAGACGAUAGGGAUGGGAAUUAGAUCCUAUGACCCAGACGACCCCUAUUUCCCCUACCUCCCCUCCCUGCUACACAUAGAAGAGCUGUGUGGCAGUAUCAUGCGUUCCCAUAGGGACACCAGUCAGUUCAGACUGGAGGAACUGCAGGCUCUGAGAUGGAAGUUGUUCAGCAGAGAGGAGAUCCAUGCCUACCAGAGCAAGUCAGUAGAUGAGAUGUGGCAGCACUGUGCCAUGAGGCUGACUGAAGCGGUACAGUACGUGGUGGAGUUUGCCAAACGCAUCCCAGGGUUCCGUGGGCUCGGCCAGAACGACCAGAUCACCCUGCUGAAGACUGGUUCGAUGGAGGUAGUUCUGGUCAGAAUGAGCAGGUGUUUUAACACAGAGAACAGCACCGUCUUCUUCGAUGGGAAGUUUGCCAGCACUGAACUUUUCAAUUCUCUGGGCUGUGGCGAUCUGAUUGUGGCGGUGUUUGACUUUGCUCACAGUAUGUGUGCCCUGAGACUGACUGAGCAGCAGAUGGCUCUCUUCAGCUCACUGGUGCUCAUUAACCCAGAUCGCCCCUGUCUUGAGGAUGGAGGCAGAGUACAUAGAAUGAGGAGAGACUUGGACAGAUGCCUCAGACACAUGCUACACAGAGACAACCAGGAGAGCCUUCUGAACAAGCUCUACCAGAAGGUGUCAGUGUUGCAGUCUCUGUGCAGUCUGCAUGUGGAGAAGCUGAUCUGGUUCAGCCAGCGCUACCCGCUCACCGUCCACUCUGUCUUCCCUCCUCUAUACAAGGAGCUGUUCACCUCCGACCUGCCUUCUGUGGACUCCCUCUGAACUCUCUCUGAACUGCACCGUACAUGUUGACAGAUAAUUAGACAAAGAAACAUGCAUACAGUAGUAGACAGACACACACACACAAACACACACAGACACACAGACACUCAGAGACACAGACACACACACAGACACAGACA